AUAUGUUACGUUUAAAAUUGUUUUAAGAGUGUGGCUUUUUGUGUAUGGAAGAAUUAAUAUCGUUUUAGAGAAUCGUCAACGAAUAAAAAUAAUGACGCAUAUCUCGUUUCUUCGUAAUGAACUGGCCAACUCUUAACAAUUCUCGAUAUAUCUCCGUGUGGAUAACCAGUUCCCAACUCCGUGGGGAGAAACGAAUUUCAACUUAGUGUGUGAAGAAACAACGCUAAGGUGAAGAAGAUUCAAGACUGAAUGCACAUGUGAACAUUAUAAUAAGAAACGAAAUGGCGACUCACGGAUCAAGGGACUAUAGAGCGAAGCGUUCGCGUUCGACCCAGAUAGCAAAUUUAACGAAGCUGUAAAAAAAACUGGAAGAAAAUAUGUCGUCUUGCGAAAACUAUGAAAAUGUUAAGCAGCUGAACGACAGAUUGUGUGACAAUUUUGAGACAUUAAAAUGCGUUCAUCAAGAGUGUGUAAGUUUGUGUACGGACUCAGUAACGUGUGAAGAUUUAUCGAAAUCUUUCGAAAGUUCUCGAAAGAAUUUCGACGAGUUCCAGGAGAGAAUUUCACAGUGGCUGGUCGCUGAUGAGAAGGCGCCUGAUGACGAUAAAAUACCUUCAGUAAGCCGUGUAAGUACGACGGCGUCAUCGCGGUCAAACUUAAGAAAUGCCAGGGCGAAACGCUUGCUUGCAGAACACAAGAUGAGAACGCUACGAGAGAAACACAGACUCGAACAGGAACAGCAUGUACUCGAACAGGAAAAGCGUGUACUCGAACAGGAACAGCGUGUACUUGAGCACAAACGCCAGAUGCUUGAGCACGAGAGCGAGGUAGAGGGAGCGCAUCGAGGAGGCAAUCUGGGAAGAAGAAACAGAAGAAGAUAUAGCAGCCAUCGGCGAUGUGAUGGUGCGGUUCAGUGUUGCAGACCGGAUGUCCGGCGAUGUGACGGGACGGUCCAGUGAUGCAAACCGGAUGCCUGGCGAUGUGACUGUGCGGUCCAAUGGAGCAGACCGGAUGUUCGGCGAUGUGACGGGGCGGUCCAGUGAAGUAAACCGGAUGUCCGGCGAUUUGACGGUCCAUCGGAACAGAACGGGUGUCCGGCGUUGUUACGGGGCGGACCAGAGGAGACGUUCCGGAAGUUGGGCACCAUGGAGAAAACACCUUACUUGACAAUGUUUGUGAUAUUCAAGCAGGUAUUUAUAUAAACAGGCCUUAUUCUGUGACUCAGAAGGUUACUUCCGGAAAUCGUGAUGUUCCGAUGGAUGCAGCAGAAGCCAGGUCAGGUAACAAAGAAAAAAUGUUGUAUAUUGAUUCAGCAUUUCAUAGACUAGCCAGUACAUUGCAAGAAGGUUUCAAUUUGCCCAAACCAGAAAUAUUGACAUUAAGCGGAAAGGCAAUUGAUUAUUGCAAGUUCAUUAGGAACUUUGAGACUAAUAUCGAGUCUAAGAUUAAUGAUAAUAGACUUAGGUUAAGCUAUCUGAUUCAAUAUUGCACCGGAGAUGCUAAGAAGUGUAUAGAGGAUUGUGUGUUGUUAGAAUCAAGCGAGGGUUACCGUAAAGCCCGAAGUAUUUUGCAAAACCGGUAUGACAAGCCGCAUGUGAUUGCUAGAUCUUACAUUGAUAAGUUAGUGACUGGUCCACAACUUAAUGCUUCGGAUUUUGAAGGUCUUUCACAUAUGUCUUAUGAGAUGCAAAAAUGCGAGAUAACUUUAUCUCAGUUAGGAUUUGUUUCGGAUGUUGAUAAUUCUGAAAACUUGAGAAAAAUUUUAAAACGUUUUCCAAUGCAUUUAAGAACAAAAUGGGUAGAUGUAGCACAUGAUAUUUUAGAGUCUGGUCGAGAACAACGUUUCUCAGACUUAGUUAAGUUUGUUGACAAAAGGUCUCAUGUUGCAUGUACAAGUCCGACAAAACAAAACUCAAGCAGGAUGCUUAUGUUAAAAGCAAAGUGACCACUUUGACCACUAACUCUCACAAACAAAACAGGCAGUAAGAGCGUAAAUGUUUGUGCUGUUCUAGAUACUGUGAAACCAUUAUUAUUCGUCCGACAUUAAUUUUCGCCUUUAUCGUCCUUCGACCGAUGGACGAAUUCAAGAUCCUAACGAACAAUCAUGUCCCAUAUUUGAAACAAAUAAGACUGAAUUACCGUAGGCAUGAGGCAUUUAAAUCCAGCGUAAUCCACGCAUAUACACAGGGCUCGAAAUUAACACUCGCAUACUCGCAAAAUGCGAGAGAAAAAAGAUUGCAAGGUAAGUUAUAAGCCACUAGUAUUUUUUGCAAAUAAAGAAAUAGUGAAAAAAACGAGUUAUAUUGCUUAAUGCGUUCGACGGCGUGAACGCUAAACCGUAGGUCAAUUUUUUGAACGUCCGAAUACCCAUAUGCGGAAGCGCUCCUUGUUUGUUGACUGGUAUACUUAUAAUACAGAUACACAGAUGGUAUUGAUACAAAGAACAUGAAACAGUCGACUAUUCACACUCAAGUUAAAUCCGGUUUUGACACAAAGGGAUGUUCAUUAUACAGUGUACUGACAACUGACAUUUCCUGUAAAACGCGAAUGCAAUAAGGCUGUAUCGAAUGCGUCGACUUCGUUUAGGUAUAAUAGUGUUGAUAAGCGCUAAUUGUUAACAACUUUAUUACCCAUUGUGUGUAUUGUGUUUUUCAGGGGUGUUGCAGAUUAUACAGCCUACACGCGGCGAAUCCGGAUUAAAGACAAUACUAUUAAACGCAAUUAAAAUAUGACGAUGUGUGAUCAACACCUGACAUCAUAACAAAGAAUGUGUCAAUGACAUAAAAUAAUAAGGGACAGUUACUAUCACCUAAAAUAACAGACUUGUUAAUUGGCAUAUGCCAAACAAGGCCCACCUCCUGCAAGUGACUACCAAGUGUCACCUCUCUUUCCCCAGCACGAUUUUUUCGCAACCGCGUAUUACAUGUAUUACAAACAAAUCGGACGUUUUUUUUUUUCAAAACCAGAAAUGGACGAAUUUAAGAGCGGACGAAAUAGUCAUUUUUAUGAAAAGGGCGAAAUUUUGUGCCGACGAAAAUAAAUGGUUUCACAGUAUUGCAUAGAUUCAUCAUCAUGCAAGUCCUUUCAGUCCAUGACUUUGGCGAACAGGAGAACAUUCGUUCGUAAAUACAAACUGUGUUUUAACUGCUUAAAGGGCAAUCGUUUGUCUAAUAAUUGCAGAAAGCCCAAAGAAUGCUCGGUACCCGACUGCUCUCAAAAGCACCACACACUGUUACAUAGUUGGAUCAAAUCCGAUUUUGACUAUACGGUUACACAGCCGUCAGUAAACUGUGCACCAACUUCUGGCUGCUUUGUGAAAACGUGUCUAGAGAUCAUCUCUGUAACUGUUAUUGGGUCCGAAGGUCAAUCUUAUCAGACUUACGCAUUGCUUGACGAUGGAGCAGACAAGACUUUGUGUGACGAACGACUGUUACAGACGUUGAACGUUUCUAGUAGACCCAUGACAUUUCAGAUUUCAACCAUCAAUGCAACCGGAAGUACAACAAUUGGGCGUGAAGUUGACUUGCGGGUACGGAAUGUGAUGGGUAUUUGCGAAGUUUGCCUGAAAAAUGUCUGGUCAGUGAAGAGACUACCAAUUUCAAAAAAUUCAGCCGCUUCUGCGAAAGACAUUUCCAGAUUCCAUUAUGUUGCGGAUUUGAACAUUCCGUCUGUUGGAGCAGGUGAUGUCAUGCUGUUGAUUGGUACAGACGCACCGGAAGCGCAUAUACCAUUGGACGUGCAAACAGGAAAGCAAAAUCAACCGUACGCUAUUCGAUCACGCCUGGGUUGGGUGGUGAGAGGUCCCGUUCAGAGCACUUCAGAUACUUACAUCGGAAAUGACGUGAACGUCAAUUUUAGUCAGUCACGUGACGUCCUCUUACAACAACUUGAGCGGAUGUGGACAACAGACUUCAAUGAUGUUAUUAAUUGCGAGAAGGAAUUAUUCUCAGUCGAAGAUAAACGGACACUUCAAAUCAUGAAAUCUACACUUUCAAAAGAAAAUGGACACUAUAAGAUGUGACUACCAUGGUGUGAUGAAAACCCACGCUUACCAUACAACCUUACGCUAGCGCAUGCGCGACUCGUGCAGUUGAAGAAAAAACUAUCGCGAGAUUCUGAGUUGCAUAAGAAAUACGCGGCUACCGUUAAAGAUUAUAUAGACAAAGGGUAUGCUAAGGAAGUAACUGAAACCGAAACCACGAAUCGAACAUGGUAUCAGCCACACCAUCCAGUGACUAACGAGAAUAAACCAGGAAAGGUUCGCGUCGUGUUUGAUUGUGCUGCGAAGUUUCAAGGAACAUCACAUAACAGUCAACUACUUCAAGGUCCUGACUUUGUUAACAGCCUAGUUGGGGUACUGUGUCGUUUCAGACAGGAGAGGGUAGCGAUUGUCGCCGAUAUCGGGGCCAUGUUCCAUCAAGUGCGUGUAUGCGAACAUGACUGUCAAGCACUUCGUUUCCUAUGGUGGCCUUACGGGGACAUGUCGGCAACUUUAAAGCCGUACUGUAUGCAGGUACAUUUGUUUGGGGCGACGACUUCACCCAGUUGCACGGCAUUUGCACUGAAACGAACUGCGACUGACAAUGCCGAAUUAUUUGACCCGGAAGUAGGGUCUACGGUUCAUAAGAAUUUCUAUUUAGACGAUUGUCUUAAAUCUCUGAGGUCAGAAGAGAAUGCGAUUCAUCUGGCAUCUGAUUUGAAGGUCUUGUUGAGUUUAGGUGGAUUCCGACUAACGAAGUGGCUAAGCAACAGCAGGAAAGUGUUAGAUGCGAUACAGGAAUCGGAACGCGCUACGUCUAUUGUUCAGCUUGAUCCUGGUAAUGCACUUCCGACUGAGCGCACAUUAGGCGUCACGUGGAAUAUAAACGAGGACGCGAUAAGGUUUGAAAUAAAACUGACUGAAAAACCUUUGACGCGACGUGGCAUUUUAUCAGUUGUGAGUUCGAUAUUCGACCCGCUUGGAUUAGUUUCACCUGUGACAUUACGCGCUAAAGCAAUCAUCCAGCAACUAUGCAGAGAGAAGAUCGGCUGGGACGAAGCAAUACCAUCACGCUAUCGUUAAGACUGGCAACGGUGGACAGCGAACUUUUCUAGAAAAUAUAGCAAUUAGACGGUGCUAUCGUCCUGACCAGUUCUCAGAAGAGAAAUGUAUCCAACUGCACGUGUUCAGUGAUGGCUCGGAAACAGGCUAUGGUGCAUGCGCGUAUCUGCGGAAGGUCGACGACAACGACAACGUAGCAUGUAGUCUAGUACUUGGUAAAUCCCAAUUCUAAAAGACUUUGUCCUUUUUACAUGCCUUACAACAAGGGCAGUGCAUAUAGAAGUUGCACAUAGCUUGACGACCGAUUCUUUCAUCGCAGCAUUUCAAAGUUUUACGUGUCGACGUGGAAAAACCGGAAACGCUCUUUAGCGACAAUGGAACGAACUUUGUAGGCGCUGAUCGAGAAAUGAGGAAGUCCGUUCUUGAAAUGAACUCUAGCAAAUUAGAAAAUUAUAUGCUCAACCGUGGCAUUGAAUGGAACUUCAACCCUCCAUAUGCCAGUCACAAGGGUUGUGCAUGGGAGAGGCUGAUUAGGUCUACACGUUCGAUUCUCAAGGCAAUGGCUGGAGAACAACUUCUCACAGAUGAAAAAUUAACUACGUUAUUGGCAGAAGCAGAGAGAAUCAUGAAUGAUCGACCUAUAACUCAAGUGAGCAACGACCCAAAAGAUCCCUCGGUUCUGACUCCCAGCAUGCUUUUGCUGAUGAAAACAAACAGCAGUAUUCCGAUCGUUGUUUUUUUAGAAAGAGGCCACGUACUCGAUGCGUUGGUGGCGUCAAAUUCAAUACCUGAGUGACGUUUUUUGGCGUAGAUGGAUACGAGAAUAUUUGCCAACGUUGCAUGUGCGCCAUAAGAGGCAACGGACACAGACUGACUUACGUGACGGUGACCUUGUCCUUGUAGCUCAUGACAAUACACCGAGAGGACAGUGGCCUUUGGGUAGGGUCACUAAGGUUAUUAAGGGUCGGGACGGGCAUGUUCGUAAUUGUGAGGUAAGAUCCCGCAAUACAUCAUCAAUUAAGCCAAUUCAUAAAUUGUGCUUACUCGAGUGCUCAAUUUAAAUUGAACAAACAAUUUGACGAAGAAUACGAUAGUUAUUAAAUUGUCAACAUAUUUUACCCAUACUUUGUGCAGUAUGGAUUUAAAGACAAGUCAAGUUAUUAAAUGGUACUCGUUUGUUGUUGUUUUUUACAUUAUUGAAGUAGUAUCAUUUAUAGUGUUUUAUCUUGAACUGUUGUCUUAAAAUACUUUGUGUGAAAGUAUAAACUGAUUAUCUUAUUUAUUUUUUGAUGUUUGUUUAUAAUUCUAUGCAUUGAUUAUUAUGAAAUCCGUGAUAUUUCAUGGUGGGGAGUGUUAACGCCGUUCAUUUACGGGAAAUUUAAUUAAAACGUUGGCGCGAAAUAUAUACGCAUCCGACGUCAUAUAUCCAUUGUUGAUCUACGUAAAUAUCUGUUACGUUUAAAAUUGUUUUAAGAGUGUGGCUUUUUGAGUAUGGAAGAAUUAAAAUCGGUAAAUAUAUUGUUGGUAUUUAUAUUGUAUAUGUAUUUCUGUAUGUAUUAUUAUUAUUAUUACAUACGCGCGAUUGUUUGAAUUAUUUAUUUAAAUAAUAUGUUAA
Messenger RNA from Dreissena polymorpha, 6656 nucleotides. RefSeq lists its product as uncharacterized. The transcript has 2 exons. NCBI's taxonomy places the organism in Eukaryota, Metazoa, Mollusca, Bivalvia, Myida, Dreissenidae. The record is from RefSeq and is a predicted model, not a curated record. The coding region runs from base 3041 to 4021 and encodes 326 amino acids.